AGCAUUAAGGGUUGGAUUGUCCAAUCGAUCGGCGAGUUUCUGGGUACGGCUAUGUUUUUGUAUUUAGCUGUAGGUGCAGCAGAUGCGAUCACACUAGGCGUAGGCUAUGGAGCCAACAUCCUUGGAUCCGCCAUUGCAUUUGGGGUAUCUCUGAUGUGCAUCUCCUGGGCGUUCUUCCGGAUCAGCGGGAGUCAUUUCAACCCAGCCAUUUCACUGAGCUCAUUGAUCACAGGUCAUCUAAAGCUUCCUCAAUUCUUUAUUUAUUUCAUUGCCCAACUCUUGGGAGCCAUGGUGGGCAUUGCUUUGGCUCGUGGAACUACGCCCUCGAGUCAAUAUUUCGGGUACUCAAAAAAUGAACUUUACUAUGGAGAGAGCAUUGCUCGUGGUUUCUUCCUCGAGAUGUUCUUGACCACGAUCUUAUGCUUCGUCUAUCAUAUGAUAGUUCAUGAAAAGAAUCGGUCGACCUUCAUGUCCGCUUUUCCUUAUGGUCUGACACUUAUGGCUUGUCAUCUGUUUGCGACUCGAUAUACAAAUGCAGCCAUCAACCCUGCUCGUGCUUUUGGUACCUCGGUGGUAGCUCGUUCUUUCUCACGUGAUCAUUGGAUUUACUGGUUCGGACCACUCUGCGGCUCCAUCCUUGGUGCAGGAAUGUAUAUUCUCUUCCGUUACAUGGAUUAUGAU
Molecule: messenger RNA, 681 nt
Organism: Lobosporangium transversale
Lineage: Eukaryota; Fungi; Mortierellomycota; Mortierellomycetes; Mortierellales; Mortierellaceae
Product: aquaporin-like protein
Exons: 3
Biological process (GO): transmembrane transport
Cellular component (GO): plasma membrane
Molecular function (GO): water channel activity
Source: RefSeq, a predicted model, not a curated record